AAUAUGAAAUCAGUAAUACCUAUUUUAGACCUGCUUGGAAAGAUAGCUCAGCACAGUGUCUUCGUCUUCCUGGUUAGAGGUUUUGCAGACUGCCCUAUCCACCUCAACUCUGAAGAAUGGACGUAACAGCCACCAUGUCGAGCAAAAAAGCAAAGACCAAGACCACCAAGAAGCGCCCCCAGCGCGCGACGUCCAACGUCUUCGCCAUGUUUGACCAGUCUCAGAUUCAGGAGUUCAAAGAGGCCUUCAACAUGAUCGACCAGAACAGAGACGGCUUCAUUGACAAGGAGGACUUGCACGACAUGCUCGCUUCCCUAGGGAAGAACCCCACUGACGCAUACCUUGACACCAUGAUGAAUGAGGCCCCGGGCCCCAUCAACUUCACCAUGUUCCUCACGAUGUUCGGGGAGAAGCUGAACGGCACCGACCCAGAGGAUGUCAUCAGAAACGCCUUCGCUUGCUUUGAUGAGGAAGCAACUGGCACCAUCCAGGAAGACUACCUGAGGGAGCUGCUGACAACAAUGGGCGACCGCUUCACAGACGAGGAGGUGGACGAGCUGUACCGCGAAGCGCCGAUCGACAAAAAGGGCAACUUCAACUACAUCGAGUUCACGCGCAUCCUGAAACAUGGCGCCAAAGACAAGGACGACUGAGAGGAGCUCCAGUCCCAGCCCGACGUCCCUUGCUGCCACUGGCUGUUUCUGAGGCUUUCUCUUAGAGCCUGCUGCAUGCCUGGAGCUCUGCGGCUCUGCCUGUCUUUCGAGUAUUCAUUCUUGGCCAUUUGGGCCACAUGCAUCUCUGUAAUCAAACUGGAAAUGGGACUUUUUGUUUUUUGUCAUUUUCAGAAUAGAAAAUAGGGUAAGUUAAUUUACCAGUUCCUUACCCCAAAAUAAAUGCAACUGUACACAGAGUCUAUAUAUUUUUUCAGAGACAGUUAUUUACUCGAUUUUUUCUGAACCAUAAUUAAAUUUUAUGAUAAAAACUU
Molecule: messenger RNA, 985 nt
Organism: Erinaceus europaeus (western European hedgehog)
Lineage: Eukaryota; Metazoa; Chordata; Mammalia; Eulipotyphla; Erinaceidae
Product: myosin regulatory light chain 12B-like
Exons: 4
Coding region: 117-653 (178 amino acids)
Cellular component (GO): cytoplasm; myofibril; stress fiber
Molecular function (GO): calcium ion binding
Source: RefSeq, a predicted model, not a curated record